Nematocida minor is the source of this 741-nucleotide messenger RNA. RefSeq names its product transformer-2 protein. Lineage: Eukaryota; Fungi; Microsporidia. Gene Ontology annotation, molecular function: RNA binding. The record is from RefSeq and is a predicted model, not a curated record. The transcript has a single exon. The coding region runs from base 1 to 741 and encodes 246 amino acids. Gene Ontology annotation, biological process: mRNA splicing, via spliceosome. Gene Ontology annotation, cellular component: nucleus.
AUGAAUCCAGAAGAAACACGCAAUUCACAACAAACCACGGAGGGAGAAAGACACGAAAGAGAAAGACACCCUGGCGAAAGAGAGUACAGACAGCCGUACAGCAGAAUGAGAAGAAGGCCGUACAGACCUGUAGGCAGAGGGCCCAUGCACGAGGACUAUCCGCCCCACAGAGCGCAGGAUGAAAGACAGGAUGCCCCAGGAGGCUAUCCCAUGCGAGGCUACCGCUCCUAUCCUCCCAGUGUCUACGGAGACUCAAGAUAUCCUCCGUACAGAAGAGACCCUCGGCACAGCUACGACAUGUAUCCAAGAAGACGCCCUGACAGUGCAUACGCGCAUGCGCCGUAUUACAAUGAGCACAGGCCCAGGCCAUACUACAAGAGAAGACAAGUGCCGCCUGAGCAGCAGACUCCUGUAAAUAUAUUGAGCAUAUUCGGUCUGGGAACAAAGACAAAAGAAGAAGAGCUAACACAAUGGCUCAGCGAGAAGCUGGGAAGUGACCUUGAGUUCACAAAAACAGACUUAAUUUUGGAUAAAUACACUGGGUACAGCAAAGGAUAUGCAUUUGUCUAUUUCAAAACAGUCGAAGACGCAACACGCGCCAGGGAGCUACUCGCUGGCCAGGUUUUCAACAGCUCUGUGCUGCGGGUGGAAUACUCUUUCACACAGGCUGGACACAAAAAAGAAGAAGCCAGAGAAAAAACAGCGGAUGGAAAUGCUGCAGACAGGCAAAUAAGUGAAUAA